This is a messenger RNA of Condylostylus longicornis, 915 nucleotides long. Its product is annotated as rRNA 2'-O-methyltransferase fibrillarin-like. The transcript has 6 exons. The record is from RefSeq and is a predicted model, not a curated record. Gene Ontology annotation, biological process: box C/D sno(s)RNA 3'-end processing; rRNA methylation. Gene Ontology annotation, molecular function: rRNA methyltransferase activity; RNA binding; histone H2AQ104 methyltransferase activity. NCBI's taxonomy places the organism in Eukaryota, Metazoa, Arthropoda, Insecta, Diptera, Dolichopodidae. Gene Ontology annotation, cellular component: box C/D methylation guide snoRNP complex; nucleolus; small-subunit processome. The coding region runs from base 1 to 915 and encodes 304 amino acids.
AUGCGAGGAGGCCCGCCAAGCCGUGGAGGUCGAGGUGGAGCUCCCAGAGGGGGAGGAGCGUCCAGAGGUGGUCGAGGAGCACGAGGCGGUGGAGGGUUUGGAAGGGGAGGAGCCCCAAAGGGAAUCGGAAGAGGAGGGGCUAGAGGUGGAAGAGGAGGCGGUGGACGUGGUGGAAGAGGAGGCGGACCAGGCGGUCCACCGAAGGUCGUCGUGACUCCUCAUCGUCAUGAAGGUGUUUUCACAGCUCGUGGUGGUAAAGUUGACUCUCUGGUCACCAAAAAUAUGGUCGUGGGCGAAAGUGUUUACGGCGAGAAACGCUUGGAAAUUGUUGACGAAGCGGGGGAAAAGAUUGAAUACCGAAUUUGGAAUCCGUUCAGAUCUAAACUAGGAGCUACAAUUCUUGGUGGUGUCAAGAAUAUGCCUAUUAAGCCUGGAGCCAAAGUCUUGUACUUAGGAGCAGCAAAUGGAACAACCGUUUCUCAUGUUUCUGACAUGGUUGGCCCAGAUGGUAUGGUGUAUGCAGUUGAGUUCUCGCACCGUUCUGGGAGAGAUUUAACAAACAUGGCCAAAAAAAGAUCAAAUAUCGUCCCCAUUGUUGAAGACGCCCGGCAGCCGCUCAAAUAUAGGAUGCUCGUCGGAAUGGUGGAUGCAAUUUUCUCAGAUGUGGCGCAACCCGAUCAAUCGCGUAUUGUUGGUCUCAAUGCUCAUCACUUUUUGAAGAAUGGUGGAUGGGUUGUUAUCUCGAUUAAAGCAAAUUGUGUUGAUUCAACAGCAAAACCAGAAGUCGUUUAUGCGGCUGAAAUUCAAGUUUUACGGGAACUAGGAUGCAAACCAAAGGAGCAGCUGACGUUAGAACCUUACCAUCGAGAUCAUGCAGUUGUCAUCGGACAAUAUCGUGCGAAAAAAUCUUCGUAA